GCGCGCCACUCGCGGCGGGCGCUGCUGCUGCUUCCUCUCUGGGUCAAGCCGGGCGAGGAGAGCUUCUUAGAGCCCCGCGGAGCUUCCAGAGCCGAGGAGACUGAGCGCACCUUGGCCCGGCGAGCCGCCCCCUUUGCAACCAGGCUUCGCCCCAUGGCUUAGCAGCACCGCUCUGCGCCGCCGAGCUUCCUUCGGGACGGAGCACCAGCCAGCUCGCUCCCCUCACCAGCCAUGAGCGGAGGGCAAAUUCAUAAUCCAUAUGGAUUAAACCCAGUAAAUGUUGAUGAGCAAAACAGCAAGAAGACCGGCAGACUGGAAGGGGACAGCCGCCAACCUGUCAAGAAGGGCCGGCGGCUAAGCUGGAAGCAUGGAAGAAAGGAAUAAGGAGAAGGUGAACCAAGCCCAUGUCCUUUUUGACCGAUUUGUUCAGGCUUCAACCUGCAAAGGGACUCUCAAAGCCUUCCAGGACCUUUGUGAUUAUCUAGAAUUGAAGCCCAAAGACUACCGUACUUUCUACCACAAGCUCAAAUCCAAGCUUAAUUACUGGAAAGCCAAAGCCCUUUGGGCCAAGUUGGAUAAGAGAGGCUGCCACAAAGACUUCAAGAAGGGGAAAGUAUGCGCCAACACAAAGUGUCUCAUCAUCGGGGCUGGACCUUGUGGCCUUCGAACAGCCAUCGACCUCUCCUUUCUCGGGGCAAAGGUGGUGGUAGUGGAAAAGCGUGAUGCCUUCUCCCGCAACAAUGUUCUGCACCUGUGGCCAUUUACGAUCCAUGACUUGCGAGGCCUUGGCGCCAAAAAAUUCUAUGGCAAAUUCUGUGCAGGAGCCAUCGACCAUAUCAGUAUUCGUCAGCUUCAGUUGAUACUCUUGAAAGUCGCCUUAAUCCUCGGGGUUGAAAUCCAUGUCAAUGUGGAAUUUCAGGGGCUUGUCUACCCUCCUGAGGACCAGGAGAAUGAGAGGAUAGGUUGGCGUGCCCAAGUUCACCCAAAAACUCAUCCGGUGUCAGAAUAUGAGUUCGAUGUGAUCAUUGGAGGAGAUGGAAGGCGCAACACUUUGGAAGGUUUUCGCCGAAAAGAGUUUCGUGGCAAGCUGGCUAUUGCCAUCACAGCAAACUUCAUCAACCGCAAUACCACAGCGGAAGCCAAAGUUGAAGAGAUCAGUGGUGUGGCCUUCAUAUUUAACCAGAAAUUUUUCCAGGAUCUGCGAGAAGCUACAGGCAUUGAUCUGGAGAAUAUUGUCUACUACAAAGAUGACACCCACUAUUUUGUCAUGACCGCCAAAAAGCAGAGCUUACUGGAUAAAGGAGUAAUAUUACAUGACUACACAGACACGGAACUACUGCUUUCUCGGGAGAAUGUAGAUCAGGAGGCUCUGCUCAACUAUGCCAGGGAAGCAGCUGAUUUUUCAACUAAUCAGCAGCUGCCAUCGCUGGACUUCGCCAUUAACCACUAUGGGCAACCUGAUGUGGCCAUGUUUGACUUCACAUGCAUGUAUGCCUCAGAGAAUGCGGCCAUGGUUCGGGAAGUGAACGGCCACCAGUUGCUCGUGGCAUUGGUGGGAGAUAGUUUGCUAGAGCCAUUCUGGCCAAUGGGAACUGGAAUAGCCAGGGGCUUUCUUGCUGCCAUGGACUCUGCUUGGAUGGUACGAAGCUGGUCGUUGGGAGCGAGCCCUUUGGAGGUUCUUGCAGAAAGAGAGAGUAUCUACAGGUUGCUGCCGCAGACCACCCCAGAGAAUGUGAGCAAAAAUUUCAGCCAGUAUAGCAUCGAUCCCGCCACGCGGUAUCCAAAUAUCAGUGUCAACUUCCUGCGACCAAGUCAGGUACGCCAUUUGUAUGAUACAGGAGACUUGAAAGAUAUUCACCUAGAAAUAGAAAAUAUGGUGAAUUCGAGGACACCAAAGUUGUCACGAAAUGAAUCGGUGGCUCGAUCUAGCAAACUCCUGGGCUGGUGUCAGAGGCAGACGGACGGAUAUGCUGGUGUGAAUGUAACAGAUCUUACAAUGUCUUGGAAGAGUGGCUUAGCGCUGUGCGCCAUUAUCCAUCGAUAUCGCCCUGAUCUAAUAGACUUUGACUCUCUAGAUGAACACAAUGUAGAAAAGAAUAAUCAGCUGGCAUUUGACAUUGCCGAGAAAGAGUUUGGAAUCUCUCCAAUCAUGACUGGCAAAGAAAUGGCGUCGGUUGGGGAACCAGAUAAGCUGUCCAUGGUCAUGUAUCUCACCCAGUUCUAUGAGAUGUUCAAGGACUCAUUGCCUUCCAACGAUAAUCUGGAAUUAAAUGCAGAAGAAAAAGCUGCAUUAAUUGCUAGUACAAAAUCUCCAAUCUCUUUCUUCAGCAAAUUGGGACAGAGCAUCUCCCGGAAACGGACACCAAAGGAUAAAAAGGAGAAGGAUUUGGAUGGGGCAGGAAAGAGAAGGAAAACAAGCCAGUCAGAAGAUGAGGACACUUCUCGAAGUUACCGAGAGGAGAGGCCUACUCUGGUGAGUGCACUGACAGAGAGAAGAAUUGAUGCCACCAUUGGGAAUCAGAACAAAGUGAAGUCCAUGGCAACACAGCUGCUAGCCAAAUUUGAAGAGAAUGCCCCUGUGCAGUCCACAGGCUUCAGGAGACAGUCUACCCUGCCUUAUCAAGACCGUGCUCUCAGCCAUCCAGCCUACCGUCAGCGAGAGCAGGGGCGCCUUGUCCCAGUACCUCAGUGGAAACAGAUGAGGAAAAAGGAGCGUUCUCGGACCUGUCCCAAAAAAGUGAUCAUGCUCUCUUCUUCCUCCAUUUGUACUACCUCUCCAUCGUACCCCAGCCAUCAGACAAUCAGGAAUCUUCAGGCAGACCAUGCUGGAGAACAGAGUCUCAAUCAGCAAAGGAGAUUUCAGCAGUUUUCUUCAGAUGACCGUGUGCCAGAGCGCACGCUUACAAUUGAGCAGAGGGCAAGCCAGCUGGCGGCCCUCCUGGAGCAAAGGCCAGCAACCAGGCAUCAGCCAGAGACCGAGCGAUCUCGUCGACCUGUUGUUGAACAGUGGGAGCUCUCCCGUAGCCUCCGCUCUUCCAGCCGCCCUUCUUCUCCCUCGUCUGACUCCCUCAGACAGAAGUAUAUAAAGAUGUAUACAGGUGGCGUGAGCUCAUUGGCUGAACAGAUAGCCAAUCAGCUUCAAAGGAAAGACCAGCCUAAAACCCUUCUAGACAAAAAGGAACUGGGUUCAUUAAAAAAGGAAUUCCCCCCAAACUUGGGAGGCAGUGAUGUCUGUUUCUUCUGCCACAAGCGUGUCUAUGUGAUGGAACGACUGAGCGCCGAAGGCAAGUUCUUCCACCGCAGCUGCUUCAAAUGUGAAUACUGUGCCACCACUCUGCGUUUAUCAUCAUAUGCCUAUGACCUGGUGGACGGAAAAUUCUACUGCAAACCUCACUACUGUUACAGACUUUCGGGUUAUGCACAGAGGAAAAGACCAGCAGUCGGUCCUUUAUCAGGAAAGGAUAAUAAAGGGACCCAGCAGGAAACCAUGGCGGCUGAUGGUGCAGGACGUGCAAACUCCAUCUCAUCAUCAUCAGAGCGGACUCCAGCUCCUAAUGUCAAUGGCCUUGAGGAACCUAGUCUUGCCAAAAGACUGCGUGGGACACCAGAGCGGAUUGAAUUAGAGAACUACCGACUCUCGGUACAACGGGAGGAAGAGCUGGAGGAGGUCCCUGAGGAGACUUUGGCAGAGCACAACUUAAGCAGCGUGCUAGACAAAGGAACAGAAGAAGAUGUGCCUAGCAGUAGUUCAGAAUCUGAGAUGGAGGAAGAGGAGGAGGAGGAGGAGGAGGAGGAAGAGCAGCCGCAGCAGCCUACCUCUGACCUGGGGGGUGUACCUUGGAAAGAAGCUGUGCGAAUACAUGCCAUGCUAAAGGGCAAGAGUGAGGAGUUGGAAGCAGAGAGAAACCAUGAUGAAGAGGAGGAGGAGGAGGAGGAGGGAGAAGAGGAAGAAGAGGAGGAGGAGGAGGAAGGAGAGGAAGAGGUUUCUAGUGAAGAGGGAGAGUAUUACCCUUGGGAGAGUGAACUUCAGCAAGGCCUCUGGCUUGAACGUCUUUCACAUGAAGAGGACACGGGUACAUUUAAAGCUGGAAAUCUGAGGCUGCAGCAGAUAGUAAAUCCGGUUGAUCCCCUGGAGAUCUUGGCAGAUGUGCAUUGGACACACAUCCGUCAGAAAGAGGAGGAGGAAAAAGUGGGCCCUACGUCUGUGUCCUCCACCUCCAGAGCCUCCGAUCUUCCCUCCACCAAACGCCAUGAUGCAGUGCAGGCGUGGCUGGAUGCCGCCCCUGGAGCACUAUGUGAGGAGAAUGACUACGAAGAUGAGGUGGGCACCGAGCCUGCAGAAGCUUUUGAAGAUGGAGAUACGGGUGCAGAACUAGACGAUGAUGACAUCCCAUCUGAUGCAGAAGCCGAGUGCCGCCUCCAAGAAGCAACCGAAGAGCUGCAGCUAAGAGUCUCUGAAGACAAGGAAGAGGAGGCACAGACAGCUCCUCCUAGCAUUGAAAGACCAGAAGAUCCCUGUGAGCCUUGUAUUACAGUGGAGUCACCCUAUGAGAAGGCUGUCACUCUUUCUCCCACUGAAGACCACAAGGAAGAAGAAAAAGAAGACUCCAAAGAAUCUCCUGCAACCAUGCCCUGCCAGGAGAUCUCCUCAGAUACCCGCUUUUUCCCCGAGCCAUUCCUUCCAGAAGAAGAGAAACAGGACAAGAUUCUUGAUGAUCCAAAAAUCAAGAGCCCACCUGCACCACUCUCUCCAGUUAGGUCUCAGCCGGUAGCCCUGCCUGAGGCCAUCAUGCCAACAUCACCUAUGAAAUUGCAACCAGCAACACCCACGACACCUACAUCUCCACCUGCUCUCCCUCGUCCUAUUUGUUCACAGCCUUUGCCCUCGGCUGAAGCAUCCAUUCCCUCUCCAGGGGAGCCAGCGGUUUGUUUCCAACCGGUCCCUGCCUUAACCUCCACUCCUUUAGCCAAACUUGCCCUAAAAAGUCAAGAGGCAGAGGUGGAAAAAUUGGGAAGCCCUACCACAGCAGAGGAAGCUUUGAAAAGGAAUAAUCUGGUGGAGGAGUUUUGGAUGAAGAGUGCUGAAAUCCGAAGGAGUUUGGGUCUCAGCCCUGUCAACAGGAGCAGAGGAUCAGAUCCAAGCUUCACCAUCUCACCUCUUGAGUCUGCUCCUCUGAAAUCCUACAGCCCUGAGGGGAUUCCAGAAGAGAAGGGCAUCCACCUUGUAAAGCCCCAGCCAGGCCCGAGGAAGCCAGUCACCCCAAAGCUAGACAACGAGCAGUUUUCCUUACUGACACCAAAGUCCCCAUCGGAGAGGGAGUUGAAAAACUCAGGCGAUGUUAAGAGGGACUUAUCAAGCAGUUCUGGACUGGGUCUUCAGGGCAGUUCAUCCAAUAUGAGGACAUUGGCCAGCCAGAGUUUUAACACUUCUGAUUCCACCAUGCUCACUCCCCCAUCCAGCCCUCCUCCUCCACCGCCUCAGAAUGAAGAGCCAGCAACACUGCGAAGAAAAAGACAUCAGGCAACUUGGCAGAAUGAAUUAGAAUCCAGGCCAGCUUCUAUGCAAACGCCUCAUCCUGUGCCAGCAAAUCCACAAAUGCGCCCACACAAAGAGGCCUCUUCACAGCCUCCUAGAGAGGAGGUGAGGAAGUCUUUUGUGGAGAGCGUGGCUGAGAUACCAUUUGCGGAUGACGUGGAGGACACUUACGACGAGAGGACAGAGGACACGAGCUUUCAUGAAAAAUACUACACGCCCCCAAGCAAGCCAAGGCCGGAGAAACCUUUCCACCUGCAUUUGGUCAAAGAAAAUGGUGGGCCUCCAUCCAUGGAGGGCGCAAACCCGCAAAAGAGAAUCCUCCCUCAGGUCUCUGCAGAAGCUAAAGAAUUAGCUGAGGAGAGGAUGAGGGCCAGAGAAAAGUCUGUCAAGAGCCAGGCCUUGCGCGAUGCGAUGGCAAAGCAGCUCUGCAAGAUGAAAGACUUGGAGGUGACGAGUGCAGCUGGAGCAGGUAAACUGCGUAAAGCGUCUACUGUCCCCUCGAAGGCCAAAGACCCCUUCUUCGAAUCCCCAAGGCAUUUGGCUAUGAAAGCUGGCGAAGGCCCUACGCUGAAACACGAGGAUGGUGGCGACAGGUUCUUCUCACCCUUUGCAGACAUCGGUGGCCAUGAUGGGUCAGUCACGUCCUCGGAAGGUUCUGGAGGGAAGAGCAAAAAAAGAACUUCUCUCUUUUCCCCUCGUAAGAACAAAAAGGAGAAGAAGUCAAAGAAUGACAGCAAGUUAUCUGACAAAUCAAGCAGUGCGGCCGAGGAAGCCACCAAGCCCAAAUCAUUGUGGAAGUCUGUAUUUUCAGGUUAUAAGAAAGAUAAGAAGAAGAAAAAUACAGAAGACAAAUCCUGCCCUAGUACGCCCUCCAGCGGAGCCACAGUGGAUUCUGGGAAACAUAAGGCAUCCCCGCUCAUUAGAGCAGCAGAUUUGCAGCUGCGUCGACACUUAAGCUUCUCUGAAGACUCUGAUCUUUCGAACGAUGACGUCUUGGAACGUUCAUCUCAGAGAUCCAAACGAGAGUCGAUUUAUGUACCACACGCCUUGGCAUUCAAGAGAUCAUACGCAUCAAAGAAAGCGUACACAGAGGAUGAGCUCAAUGCCAAACUGACCAAGCGGGUGCAGAAAGCUGCUCGCCGUCAAGCCAAGCAGGAGGAGCUGAAGAGGCUACAUAGGGCCCAGAUUAUCCAACGGCAGCUAGAGCAAGUAGAAGAAAAGCAAAGGCAGCUGGAGGAGAGGGGAGUUGCUGUCGAAAAAGCUCUUAGGGGCGAAGCAGUUGAGCCCAAUGCCGGGACACCACGCCGUAGACCUCUCUCCUUCUGCCCUUGCUGUGCCCACGAAGGCAUGGGGAAGAAGGAUGAUCCGAAGCUGAUGCAGGAGUGGUUCAAGCUGGUGCAGGAGAAGAAUGCCUUAGUGCGCUAUGAGUCGGAGCUGAUGAUAUUUGCUCGAGAGUUGGAGCUGGAAGACCGGCAAAGCCGGCUACAGCAAGAGCUUCGGGAGAGGAUGGCAGUGGAGGAUCACCUAAAGACAGAUGAAGAACUGGCAGAAGAGAAGAAGAUCUUGAAUGAAAUGCUGGAGGUGGUGGAGCAGAGAGAUUCUCUUGUGGCUCUCCUUGAAGAGCAGCGGCUCCGAGAGAAGGAAGAAGACAAGGACCUGGAGGCCGUCAUGCUGUCCAAGGGAUUCAACUUGAACUGGUCUUGAGCUUUGCGCCACACUCGACUGCUGAUCUGUGUUGUCCAAUUGGCAUAUGCCAAGUUGGCUGGAGCUGCCUGGAUGGAGGAGACAUCUUGGUGCAGACAUCUCACGAGGGUUCUCACUGCAUCUGAAUGCUUGUUCCAGCAGCUUCUUUCUAACGGGGGUUGGGUCUGAAGGUGCUGAGUCCUGUGUAGGAUUUGCAAACCCAAAUCUGAAGUGGUGGUGGAGGUUGCGUGCCUUCCUCAAGGACCUAUGCAAGAGGCCAUUGAGUUUUUGUGACCUCUGAGAGAGACUAAAAAUGAGAGGGAAAUGUUUUGUUGUUUAAAAAAGAAUAACAAACCCAGGUGGGCCGUAGCUUGUCUCUUUCACUUUUAUUGAGUUAGUGGUGUUCUUGUUUGUUUAAAUAUGAGGAGAGAACUGGGUCCUCUCUUCCGAAAUGCAGCAGCCCUUGGGAGAGCAAACCCCUCACUCCUCCAGAACACACUGUGUUCCAUGUGUUGAAGUUCUCCUCACCAAAGAAGCCUGAAGCUGCCAUUGUUGUCUGGGCAUGGAGGAGACAGAGAGGACUAGAAACUUAGAAGGCUAACUGGCUCGAAAUAACUCCCCCUUGUACUUUCCACAAAUGACACAGUCCUGGGCCAAGCUUGCUUUCUUCACUGCAGCCUCCAUAUGUUGCCAUUGUCCUGAGAGGGGGACAGACAUGUGAGCCCUUCCUUCCCUGCCAUACCAUGCUCUGGACUGAAAGGGGCUGUUUUCUUUCUCUGCUGACUUGAGACUUCACUUGAUUAUGAACUUUGUGCUCAUUUUGACACUGGAACGUGUGGAUUAUGAACAUGGGUUAAUAAUGAAACAUUUCAAGGGAGCUCUUGGAGAAUAAGCCCCGACUUCAACUCAUCCCCCACCCCCAUGGACCUCAAGAACUGUUUGUAUGUGUUUUUUGUUCUUGUUGGGGUGGAGAGGAAUCACAUUGUCUUUUUUGCACGUUGGAAAUGAAGCAAAACCUGGCCCUUUAGUCACUUUAGAAUCUUUAAUGUCCAUUAACUUAUUUUUUUAAUACUUGAAAACAGAUUUGGUUUUGUACAUUUUUAAGAAAUGAACAGCUGUGCGAGUGGUGAAUCUGUGUGCCUGCUUCGUUCCCCAACCUUUGUGUUUGUCCUUGUUUUUAAUUUGUUGGUUUCCCAUCCCCUGCAUCUAUUUAUUAGAGUUAUUAAUGGUGUUACUGUUACACACUACAUGUUGAUCUGAUUUUUUGCUUCUUCAGCUUUUCAGUUGCAGAUGAUUGGUUCAAUUUUGGACUUGGCCCCACACCACACUGAAAGAUCUCUCGUGAUGGACUCCGACAUCCCCACUCGGAAAGAGGACUCAGAAACUGAGAGCAACGAAGACAAAUUUAUUUUGUGCACUCCAAAAUCUCUCUGUCUGUUCUGUGAAACUAGACAAACUGUGCUUAUUUUAACUACUAGCGUAAAAUUUCUGUUGCUAGAAUGGCAACAUUGCUUUUCACCCUCUAUAAAGAGCAGUCCAUUCUGGCACGAUUCACGCUGUUUCCAAGGGAAAAAUUAGCACAAGUCUUACUGCUUCUGAUCAAAGGCACCACCUGGUUGGCCCAGGAAUUGAGGCCUUUUCCCAGUGCAACAACAAAAAUAUCAUUUUUUAUUGUUAGCCGCCCAGAGUAGACUUGGGUCUAGAUGGGUGGGGUAUAAAUGUAAUAAAUAAAUCAAAAUAAAUUAAAAAGGACAUAACACAGAAUUAACUCUUGCCCAUCACCAGCUGAGAAGUUACCAUAAGCACACAAUGUCCUGUACCAUAUCUUUCUCAAAGGUGCCAGCCUACAUGUUAUAGGCCUUUCCAAUCUUUUUUUAAUCUCCUCUCAGCUUUUUUUAAAAUAGAUGUUCUUUAUUUUUAUCUCUGUGUUUUUGUUCAUUUUUUUUAUUUUAAAUUAAAAGGAAUUGGCAGUUCAGUGUAUCAGAAGAGUGGUGACCACUCAGAACGAGUCCUUUGUUGCACCUUCAGUUGCUAGAUUUAUUGUGAACUGUCCAGACUAAUGCUGUGGCACUAACGAGAGUGGCAUAUUAAAUUGAAAUAAGAAAGAAAGAAAGAAGUUCCUGUAGUGUAGAAAAAAAAGUAUUUCAGCAGUUUCUGCAUCUCCAAACAUUGCAAUAAUGUGAAGGGAAAGGAUACAUAUUCUGACACUAUCUGUCCUGCCCAGUUAUUGAAAUUAUAGCAUCUUUGUUGGUUUGACAAGUGGAGGAGAGUUUGGGUUAGUACUUCCUGUCUCUUGCUGGCAGCAGUCAUCUCUGAGCAGCAGUGUACUACUUCCUGAAGGCAGCCUUAAUUUUCACUUCUUUUGGAAAUUACAGAACUAGAAGCAGAAAUUAUUCUAUAGCUUUUUUUUUAGUGUUGACAGAGGCCUUUCUUUCCAUGGAAGUCCUCAGGGUUGGAGUGGUAUACACUGAACUCUCAAGGGAGUAUUACGGCAGCUCUGUGUUAGCCUAGAAAUUAAGAUCUGUAGGAGACUGAACUGGUAUAGUUUCAAAGCAUAUGUUUUCCCUUUCAGCUAGCAAAAACCUGUGAGCAUCUUAAUUCUGCUCAGAAUAGAAUGGCCAGAUAUAAAAAGUGGCUGUUGAUAUUUGUAGAAAAGCGGGAGACUGAACUUCAAGCAUACACCCGAAAUUCCCUUUUCUUCACAACUGGGAAAGGUACAGGAGCCUUGUCAUCCUCUGCAUCUUGCCACCCUGGUUGAAGGAGCUGUGGGCUAGGUUUCUGCAAGGACUUUACAUGCAACUAUGCACAUAGCCUAAUGAAAUGAGAAGAGCAGAGUCGGAAGCCUCUCUUGCACAGCAGAUUGGAAAGCCUUGUCUGUAGAUGGCUGUUCUGUGUCUUUCAUAAGACCCUGGCAAAGAGUGCUCAGUAGGUUCAGCAUUUUUUUUCAUUCCAGUGCUGUGGCAGGAAAACCUAAAGUAUCCCAUCUCACCUCUUCAAUGUAUCCUUGGCCUUUGCCUCUUCAAGAUUUCAGGCAAAACCUAACAUAAUAUAAAAUGAAAAUAUAGAAAACCCCAGUGUUCAUACUCACCGGCUCUGUUAUGUACUGAGGAAAAAUUAUGUUCCAUUCCUGUACAACUGUUAUUUAUUUAAAAAUUAGAUCCAAUAAGUAGUUCUUGAGAAUUCAUAAAUGGCAGAUGUGGCUGCAUUUUUCUAUAUCGAAGCUAGGAAGUAGAACAGUGAGGUAAUAUACCAAAGAAAGGUAUUCCCCCUUCUUUAAGGUAUCAGACACUCAGUAACUACACAGGAAUUUCCCAAAUUUGUAGGAAGAAUAUAAAGCUAAAUAUAGUAGACAAAGAAAAACGUUAGUAAUGUUCAGAAAGAUUUCUGUUUUUUUUUCAAGGAGGCAAAACGGUGCUUGCUUUAAAUAUUUUAAGUAAAUUUCUCUAAUUAGUUCUGAAAAUUGAUACACACUAUAUCAAUUUGAUACCUAAUAUAUCCAGAGAUCUUGAAAUGUCAUAUCAAUAAUUUAAAUAAUUGUUUCACUCAAAACUUAUCUUUUUCUAACCACUGGUAGUAAAAAGGGAAAAUUAUAUUUCCUAAUACUCCUUGUUAACACCUUUUAUCUGAAUACUGUACAAGGUUGUAACAUACUGCAACCACAGUUCUUUUGCUCCAUAAUUUGUUUCCCAACUGAUAUUUGACGAGGAAGAUGUUACCUUCAGGAACUAAAAAUGCAGCUUCAGUAUCCCAUAAGCUUCAGAUCAAAUCAUACUUAAAAUUAUGUAUGGCUUUGCAGCCCCCUAGAAUCAAUACGCUAAACUGCAUGUUCUUUGUAAUUUUCCUCAUUAAAUCCAGAUGAAUGACACAGUUCUAUCUAAGGUUCUUCCACUGCUAAAUUUCCUUUCAUAGAAAAUAUCAACAACAACAUAAAUUUGUGUUUCUGAGUGUGAAGUAUAGAACCAAAGAAACUCCCAGUAUCUUAUGUCUUAGCUAUUAUGGCUGUUCUAUAGACAGUAUUGCUAAAAGCAAGCAAUGAACUAUAUUUAAAUAAUCAAAUAAUUGUAUGUUUCCAUUAUUUAAUUUAGUCAAUACAAAAUCCUCUCCAGUGAUUUGCAACAUUUCUCUUAGUAUCCUUCCAGCACAGAAUAGCAGGGUCCCCGUUGUCACUCAGCCUGGAUCAAAACAAUGGGAAUUGAUAAUUUUGUCCUGGCCCUAUAUGUGAUGUCAAAAACAAACAGAGGCAAUUAAAGUUUGAAAGAUAACAUCUAGCUACAAGACUCACAUAUAAGACCCAAUCACACAAAAACACUAAUACUCUAGCUACCUGCUUACCAUAUUCUAGCUUCUGUAUGACUGUCUUCAGGCUAGCCAACUUAUAGAACUGACUACUUCAAUAUUCUAGUUCCACCCCAGCACUUCAAAACCUGUAUUCUAAAUUCAAUGUCUUCUACGUCACUUCUUUAUCUGGCUAUUCUGGUAACCAAAUUUGGCCUGUGUUGCAUGCGUAAGAAGGUGGAAAGCUCUCCUGGCAAUCUAAAAUGUCAACAAUCCAAAUUCGGUAGCUAUUACAGUAAACGAAAAUGUAUAUUUCCAUAGCUUUCUGAAACCUUUUGAUUUCUUGGGCCUUUCAUGCCUCAUUUGUUUCAUCCAGUGGUUGGCACAAACUUGUUUUUACCCUGAAAUGUUUGCAGGGUUGGGCACCAUAACUGUGAAGGCAUUCAGACCAUAAUGUACAGAGUGAUCCUGAAUGGCAAUGCUGUCUGGCAGAAGAUUGCACAGAACUUCUAGUCUCCUGAAGUAUAUUUUAUGUGGGGCAAUGUUGGUAUUGCUUCAGGUGCUAGCUAGAGUGGAAUAUUGUUUCAGAAUUGAUGGCAAAGGUUUAUUCCUGCAUGCUACUUGUUGAAUAGUGAGAGACUGGGAAGGUUCUGCUGAAUAGUGAAAGAGUGGCAGAUGUGCUCUGUACCUGGGAAGAGAGUAAGCAAACUUUCUGUGCUCGUUGGUUGUUCUGAGAUUAAAUUGGAUUCCACUCCCCCUUUUUUCUGGAGGCCAUUACAGAGAUAAGAUUACUGUGAGCUCCUAGCAUUUAGUGAGAAGAGAUAAAGAUAGCUUCAGUUAUCUGAUGGAAGCUUAGGCAGCAUCUUUCAUGCCUCUGAGGUCCAAUAGGAAGGAGUUGUAGUAAAAGGCUGAGAACUGGAAAUAAGUUCCUCUUCUUUAGAAUGGAGCUGGUCAGCUACAGCUGCAGUUGCUAUAAUUUGAUGUCAACUUUUGUGACUUGAAAAUGACAAAGUGUGGUUUAUAUUGGACUUAACAACUGGAUGCCCUCCAGAUGUGUUCAGUUGCGCCUUCCAGUUCAGUGGCUGGGAGAUUUUGGGAAUUGCAGCACACUCUGGUAGGGGAGAUACAAAGAGGUAGCGAAGUCUAAUUUAUCAUCAAUCAUUUUUACUGUUCUUUAAAUAAUUACAGUUCAGUUGAGAAUAUAUAUCAUACUGUGUAGCAGCAGUAAUCUGGCUAAAUUCUUUGUAUUUUUGUAUGUCCUUUUAUCACUGUAAAAAAGUGUUACAUGCACACAGCCUGAAGUAAGUCAUAUUUCCUUCCCAAACUCCUUAUAACUUUUUGGGGAAUGUGGAGAACAAUCUUGCUGAGAACAUAAACGGGAAGUGUAUUUCAGCACACUACAAAAUUCUCUCCAACUAAAGCUGCAUUUGGCCUGCUAACUUUGUUUGGGCACCCCCAUCACAGUACAAUUACAGAUAGAACUAGCUUUCUAAAGCCAACGGAGGUAUCGGAUUGAUUAUAUUUGCUCUCCCCACAUUUUUAGUAUUUCUUGUAAUAUUUUGUGUUCACCAUGCUCACUUUUGCAGUCUAUUUGUUUUCAUUUCAGUGUCCAGCCCUCUUUUUAGGAUUUGGUGCUAAUUGAGAAGUAACAAGCACACUUGUGGCACCCUUUGUGGGUUUUUAAUGUGUGUGUGUGUGUGUGUGUGUGUAUUUUUAAACAGAGCAAAUCCAGAUCAAGAGCAUUUUUUGAGCAGCCACAAUAAUAUCUCAGUUUGCAUGAUGUUCUAUUGCAAUCUUUAUUAAGGCAAGAAAAAAAAGGAAGGAAAAAAAGGCAACCCCCAACUUGACAUUCUCCUUUAGUUUGGAUUAAGAACAUAUGUUUAAGUGGAUGUUUACGCUUUGACUGUGGGACAACAUUGUGUAUAAAAAAGUUUUCCAACAUUGUGUAUAAAAAAGAAAAAGUACCGAAAAUGCUAUACGUUGGGAAUGUUGUUGUUUGCAAUAAAAAAAAUUCACAGAACAGCUUGUUUGGUAUUAAGAGAGGGGAAAGGGAAUUGGGGGGAUUAUAUUCUGAUGGUAUUGCAGUAAAUUAAUUUUGUUUUACAAUAUAGAAGUAUGUAUUUUAAAUCCAGUCGAGCUGAAGGGAUUUAAUGUUGU
Molecule: messenger RNA, 13651 nt
Organism: Pogona vitticeps (central bearded dragon)
Lineage: Eukaryota; Metazoa; Chordata; Lepidosauria; Squamata; Agamidae
Source: RefSeq, a predicted model, not a curated record